Dacryopinax primogenitus is the source of this 207-nucleotide messenger RNA. RefSeq lists its product as uncharacterized. Gene Ontology annotation, biological process: protein N-linked glycosylation. The record is from RefSeq and is a predicted model, not a curated record. Lineage: Eukaryota; Fungi; Basidiomycota; Dacrymycetes; Dacrymycetales; Dacrymycetaceae. The transcript is spliced from 2 exons. The annotation marks the transcript as partial.
CCGCCUUUCAGUCCUGCAAUACCCACCACUCUCCUUCCUUAUAUCGCUCUAUUGCUUUGCUCGGCUGCUUUCCUCCUGGGGUUCUACUUCACAACUCUACCCAAAACUGCCUUCUCAAUCAGAGAAGUACUCGUUGCGCUAGUGGCCAGUAUAUUGGCAGGGUUCGGCAUCGUAGCACUCUUCAACUAUUUGGGUGUAUACGUAUAA